UGUACUUUAACGUUGCCUGCAUAUAUUACUAGAGUAAUCCAUCAUCACGUAUUAAAGGCGAAUAUGUAUUUUCGAGCUUUUUUUUAUAUAUAAUUCCCUUCGAUAGAUAGGUUCCUCCCUUUGAGACUUCCUAACAUCUGGUACGACCCCGAAGAGAAAAUAUCUAGGCAUCACAACCAGCAAGCGACACGAAAAAAAAUGAAACUCUUCAACCCGAUUUCCAUCAUCCUUUAUGGCCUCCUGUGCCAGUCCCAUAUUGCACUGUCGGAAGAUCCUCCUUUGCCUCCGUGGUAUCCCCUCAAGCCUUGGGAAUUAUCUUCAUUCCAUUACCGCAGCCCCCGUGUCGGCCCAUACGGCACCAAUGCCACGAGUCUAAAUAUCACCAUCUCAAAUCCUAGCAGAAUACCGGCGGGACCUGCACCACACGCCUCGGGGGGUGGUUAUAUUGUUUUUAGCAACAGUACCGCGCAGUGUUCAGUGCACUGGAAAUUCGAUGACAGGACACCGUACGGAUAUACUAAGGACAUCUGCUCCGCUCCAACGUCUGGCGGGACGACGCCUAACUGGAAUAUAACGAUUAAUGAAAUUCAGCCCGGCUAUUACAUGGAUUACUCUUUUUCGCUUGCGUACCAUCUGAACGCGUAUGGAAACGGUUUUUAUAAGUUGUUAUCGGGACAAAUUCGUCUCCAGCCCGAAAAAGACUUGGAGGGCGGAUGCGAUGAGAAUGACAUCUGCUCGUAUGCUUUGAAGAAUGGAAGUGCCCCGCUUUUGAUACAACCGGUAUUGGCAGAAUGCAGAUAUGCUUGUGGAUAGACUAUUUAUUGUAUAGACUUGUCGGGGUUUCGACAAUUGACGAGAAACAACAAGCUUGACUGGAAGUUUUCAAAAUGUCCCGAUAAGAAAUCAUCCACAGGACCCCUUUUGUCAAGGGAUCCUGUGAUAGAGUCUUACAUCUCGGCAAACAAUAUCUCUUCUUGAUUUAGGGCGCACUAUGUUAAGCUAGAAACCAGAUAAGCACCUUAGGUGGUAGUAGGUAGUUAGAUCAUGAACCAACCCCCGGUCAUAACAAUCAUGAGCGGGGUUAGCCAAAGAUAAGACACAGCUAUAUCAGUGAGGAGAUGCCCAAGUCGAAUAAGGUGAUUCGGC
Daldinia decipiens is the source of this 1146-nucleotide messenger RNA. RefSeq lists its product as uncharacterized. The transcript has a single exon. The coding region runs from base 199 to 813 and encodes 204 amino acids. Lineage: Eukaryota; Fungi; Ascomycota; Sordariomycetes; Xylariales; Hypoxylaceae. The record is from RefSeq and is a predicted model, not a curated record.